AAACUUCCUGUUUCCACGUCAUAUCCUGUUAGCUUAGCAACUAGGAGGAAUAAAAAUGACCUCCGUAGAUUUGUAGCACAAAUAACCCCGUAUAACAAUUAAAUAGAGUAUAACCACCUUAUUAACUAAGGGUAUUGUUGUGAGAGAAAUACCAUUAUGGCGUCUUUUUUUUCAUGUUGUUUGGGCUGUUGCGGAGACAAUAACAGUGGCCACGUAAUACUGAAGGAAAUGCCCACGGUUCAGCUGGACACUCAUCACAUGGGUACUGAUGUUGUCAUUGUAAAGAGUGGAAGACGUAUAUGUGGAACUGGUGGGUGCAUUGCAAACGCCCCUCUCCAUCAAAACAAAAGCUACUUUGAAUUCAAGAUUCAGUCCACAGGUGUGUGGGGAGUAGGAGUGGCAAAUAAGAAAGCAAAUCUAAACCAGAUCCCUAUGGGUAGAGACCCGCACAGCCUUGUGCUCAGGCAAGAUGGCACCGUGUACCACAACAAUGAAGAAAAGAACCGAUUACCCGCUAACAGCUUACCACAGGAAGGAGAUAUUGUGGGUGUUACAUAUGACCAUGUGGAGCUGAAUUUGUACUUAAAUGGAAAGAAUAUGAACUGUCCUGCAUCAGGCAUUAGAGGAACUGUUUAUCCUGUAGUUUAUGUGGACGAUAGUGCAAUAUUGGAUUGUCAGUUUAGUGACUUCUACCAUACUACUCCACAAGGCUACCAGAAGAUUCUUUUUGAGCAACAGAUCUUCUAAAGUUCAUGACGUGUUGUAUAUACACUAAAGAUAUGUAUUCCACAGCUGGGAUCUGGAGUGCUAUGGUUAUGAAUGAUUUCUACCCUGCGUCUCAUUUGAACUCAUGUCAUCUGUGAUUUUGACUUGUGUAAAUCAUCUGGCCACUUCUACUUAGUUUAAAAAGUCACCCUAAGUUUUUCAGCUGAACUCGGUAAGCGAUAUCAGCUGCACACUUAUCUGUGCACUGAUCUCAAAAUGUUUAUUCAGAACACACAUCUUUAAUUUGCACUUUGUCAAACACUGUACAUUUACUAAUGUAUUAACAGUGCGCUAUUGUGAACAUGGAUUUUUGUUUUAUGGCUGGUUUGAAUACAGUCACAAAUUAAAGAUGACAAUCAAAGCUUUAUACUUUAUACAUUUCAAGAGAACAAAGUGAUGCUGACUCAAAAUACUGUCAAAGCUCUUUUCUGAUUUCAUAUUAUUAUCGUCUGUCUGAUGUUUGAUCUGCAGCCCACACACCAUAUACAUAAUGAUUUUGAGCUCUUCAUAAAAUAUACAUUUAGAAUUCAAGGAGUUUAUAUUUUGUGUUCUUCCAUGAUAUGUUGCUGUUGAUAUACAUUGUCUUAUAUCAUUAUUAAAGUUUGUGAACAGCAUUUAGUGACUAAUAUAUUAAGAAAAUUUGACAUGCAAGAGGAUAGGAAGUGUAAAGUUUAUUUACCUUAAAUAUUUAACAUUUUUACCUAGGGUCAAAUGAUAUCUGAUUGUCUGUGUUUGUUAAUUAUGGUUUGUUGUAAUUAAAUUACAAAAUUGUCUUAAUAAACGAAAGAAUAUUUAA
Messenger RNA from Ctenopharyngodon idella (grass carp), 1561 nucleotides. RefSeq names its product SPRY domain containing 7a (gene spryd7a). The record is from RefSeq and is a predicted model, not a curated record. The transcript is spliced from 5 exons. NCBI's taxonomy places the organism in Eukaryota, Metazoa, Chordata, Actinopteri, Cypriniformes, Xenocyprididae. The coding region runs from base 157 to 747 and encodes 196 amino acids. Gene Ontology annotation, molecular function: protein binding.